AAUACUUUUAAUUAUAAUUAAUUAAUGUUAUUUAAUUGACCAGAAUUUAUGAUAUCAUAUAACGAUACGCUGGAGAUAUCGUUAAUAUGCGGUCACAAACAUUUAGGCACACGUCGGUUGAAAUGCAGUCAAUACACGGCCAGCACUCGGCCCACAACUCCGAUCACAAAUCGGUCGGACGAGUAUUUGUCGGGCAAAUCGCUGGACACACCGGCCGACCAAUUAAUGGACUCAAUGGUCAGCGUUAACAGCGAUUCCGGCAUCGAUUACCACAAGAGGUUUGAAUUGAGAAAUAAUUUCAAAGAGAAGCUAUUCAUCACCAGAAACGCCAAGAGACGGAUCAGCUGUACAGCCAAUCAGAGCAGCCGUAAAAUCUAUUUCAAUUCAUACGACUAUUAUUUGAUACCCGAUGUCAACGAAUGUCAUCAGCAAACUCAGAAAAUAUUAAACACCCGAUCGUUGGACAGGAAUGAGUUCGCAAUGAAAUAUAGUCUGUAU
Molecule: messenger RNA, 498 nt
Organism: Medioppia subpectinata
Lineage: Eukaryota; Metazoa; Arthropoda; Arachnida; Sarcoptiformes; Oppiidae
Source: the annotation of a GenBank genome assembly